AUGACCGUGGAUGAAAAGAUAGAGGUUAGGGACUUGUUGCGCAGGUUGUAUAUACAUAAUAUCGACGCUCUGGCGCGGUAUCUCGGUGUCAAGAAAUCGCCUGUGUCGAUUAGGUUCAUCUCUGGACUGCCAAGGGACGAAUAUAAAGAUAAGCUGGAAGAGGAGUCUAAGAUGUACGGAGAUAUUGUUAUUUUGAAUAUCACAGAGAACAUAGACGAAGGAAAGACAUUUGAAUAUUUCAAAUGGUUUGCUAAAAAUAGGAAAGAUAACUAUAUGGUUAAAUUGGACGAUGACGCUUUCCUCCACCUUAUUCAUUACUAUCGUGAUAUUCAAGACAUACCGAGAGAACGUGUGUACUAUGGCAAUGCCGUAAUCGACCAAUUAGGCCAACCUGGAACAUAUGCAUAUAUGGGAGGUGGAGGAUAUACUCUUUCCCGCGACCUUGUUGUAGACAUUGUUGGAUCAAACUGGGCUAAUUCAAAUUUCAAAGGCCAUGAGGACUGGCUAGUGGGUGAGUGGGUAUGUCAUGCGGCUAAAGAAAUGAAGUACUUUGUUCACUAUGUCGGCUAUUCAAAUUGGGAGCCCCUUCGCCAAUAUCCCUUCCAUGACUUUGACGAGUAUCUGGAUCUCCGCUCCAUUAGUGAAAUUAUAUUAAUCCAUCAGAUAAAGAACAUUGAGAAGAUAAAAGUCAUUAAGGAUAUGUACUCCGAAUAUGAAGAUGGAGUGCCUAUGGUUAGAGUCAUUUGGAAUUCAACGACCAAAGACCUGGUUACAAAAAAGGAACUUGUUCCACGUUGUUGGGAGAAAGAGCAGAUCUGGGAUCAAACUUUGAAGAAUACCUACAAGAACUGGUUUUAUGAAGCUUGGAAUUUCAGGGAGGGGAAAUGGGAAUAUACGCCUGUAGAUAAUACUGAGAUUGUUAGAUAG
Messenger RNA from Dentiscutata erythropus, 927 nucleotides. The record is from the annotation of a GenBank genome assembly. NCBI's taxonomy places the organism in Eukaryota, Fungi, Glomeromycota, Glomeromycetes, Diversisporales, Gigasporaceae.